GUGCUUUUGCAAAGUUUCCUUGUUUCUUUUUAUUUUAUCAUUUAUCUUUUCCUCAUUUCUCCUCUUUUAAGUGGCUUCACCUGCUUCUUCUUAGUUCCUUGUGUAAUUAUAUUCCAGGUGUCAUGACUUAUUGCCAGUGUGAAGAGGUGAACUGCCCAUCAGUUUGCUUAUUAUCUGCAUUUCUUCAAACAUUCGACCCAAAGGACCACACCCUCUCUAUACUGGAAUAUAAAGUGGGACGUAUAAUAUGACAGCAAUGACUGAAACAAAUGUGGGCCAUGUAGCACCCCAAAGAAGGUGACAAGAAGACAGUCUUCACACACUUCACAAACCAGCAACUGCAAAGUUAAUCUAGAGGUCCCACAGGUUGAGCAUGAUCUCACCAGAGAUGACAGUAUCAUUUCAAAGGACACUCCCACAAAAUUGUGCAUAAAUAGAGACAUCAGUACUGCUGCAUCAGCAGAGCAGUUCAUCAAAGGAACGUCUUGGUGUCAUUAGCAGAGGGGUGAAAAUGGUUGAUUAUGAAGUCAUUGUGCUCACUGGCAGUCUGGGCUUUGCCACCACUUUUGACAAUAUCUACAUUAAGCUGGUUGGCCUGAAUGGAUCGAGCAAACGCAAAUGCCUGUGGAGCUGCAUGCCAUCUUUCUACAGCGGUGCAGUGUCACGUUUUACUGUGACCUGCCCAGUCUCCCUUGGAGAGCUUUUACUGAUAGAGGUAGACAAAGAACAUCGGUUACUCCUCCCAGACAUGUCUUGGUACGCUGCCAAGGUAGAAGUGACUUCCCCUGAAGGAGACACCUACCACUUUCCUAUCUACCAAUGGAUCACCAACAGCGAUGUCCACCGCUUCAAAGAGGGAAAAGCUCUCAGAGCCUCUCAAGAAAAAAACAGUCUUUUAGCCAAGUACAGUCGGCAGGAGGAGCUGGAGAAGCAACAGCAAGUCUAUUGCUGGGAAAAAGAGGGAAUUGCACACUGCAUGAAGGCAGACAAUGCCCAGUCGCUGCCCUAUGAUAUCCGCUUCUCUUUAACUAAGACUGCAGAAAUGACCUACAUUUCAGCCAAAGGACUGGGGCAAAUGGGACUAAUGCAAAUACUGGAGUGGAAAAAGGAAUUUACUCGUAUGGAAGAUAUUAGUCUCCUGUUGCAUAUCCAUCAGACUAAAAGAUCAGAUUAUGUUCAGAAACAUUGGAAGGAGGACGCUUUCUUUGGCUACCAGUUUCUAAAUGGUGUCAACCCCAUAUUGAUCCGACGCUGUACAGCACUGCCAGACAACUUUCGUGUCACUGAUAAAAUGGUCUUCCCUGAUGAUCAGCAUAAUCUCAAAGAUGAAAUGACGAAGGGCAACAUCUUCCUGUGUGACUAUAAGCUUUUGGAUGGAGUGCAGGCAAACACCAUCAAUGGGAAAAAACAGUACUUGAUGGCUCCCCUUGUUCUACUCAGGAAAAAUGAAGAGGACCAGCUGAUGCCAAUUGCUAUUCAGCUGAAGCAGAAACCAGCAGAGGACAACCCAGUCUUUCUCCCUACUGAUUCUGAGUACGACUGGUUGUUAGCCAAAAUCUUUGUGAGGAGUGCAGAUUUCAACCUGUAUGAACUGAAUGCUCACCUGCUGCGCACUCACCUGCUGGCUGAGGUUUUUACAGUCUCAUUGCUGCGCAACCUGCCCAUGGUACAUCCUCUAUACAAGCUUCUCAGACCCCACACUCGCUACACUCUUCAGAUCAAUUACUUAGCUCGGGACCUUCUUAUCUCUGAGAAUGGGUCUUUUGCUAAGUUUACAGCUUCUGGUGGAAAGGGUGCUGCCGAAAUCCUGAAGAAAUCACUGGCCACCGUGACCUACACCUCCCUCUGUAUCCCAGAUGAUAUUGAAGAGCGUGGAUUGAAAGAUGUACCAAACUUCUACUACAGAGAUGAUGGACUCAAGCUUUGGGACAUCAUCCACAGGUUUGUGGAGCCAGUACUCACCCACUACUACGAGACUGAUGCUGAUGUCCAGGAAGACCAUGAACUCCAGAACUGGAUCAAAGAAAUUUUUGAACAUGGAUUCCUUUCAAAUAACAAUUCAGGAAUUCCACAGAAAUUCACCACUAAGAAUGAGAUGGUCAAGUUUGUCACCAUGGUGAUCUUCACUUGCUCCGCCCAGCACUCAGCUGUCAACUCUGGACAGUAUGACUUUGGUGGCUGGAUGCCCAAUAGUCCUACCUCUUUGCAGCUUCCCCCACCAACAACAAAGGAGACAGCAACUGAGAAAACGAUGUUGGACACAUUUCCCAGUGUUAACACCACAGUGCAUGCCAUGGCCACCUUAUGGCUACUCAGCAAGGAGUCAUCUGACCGUGUCCUUCUUGGCCACUUCCCCGAGGAGCAUUUCACUGAUAAAUUUCCUCGCAAGAGGAUAAUGGAAUUUCAAGAAGAGCUCCAAAGGCUGAGUGCAGAGAUCAAAACCAGAAACAAGGAUUUGGACCUUCCAUACACAUACCUGGAUCCAAAAGUGAUUGAAAACAGUGUGUCCAUUUGAAUAUUAGAAAGUGUGUUCUUCAGUUUCAUAUCAAUAAACAGGAGGAGAGGGAGAGCAGCGAUGCUUCUGGUCAGGCUUUUGUUUCACAUCAUAAUCUAAAAACAGCUUUUAAGCUUAUGAACAGGAAAACUAAAAUAAUUGACCUGCUAGUGACCAUGUUAGUGAAUAUAUGUAUAUAUAUGAUAGGCAUUACAAAAUACUAUAUAACUGACACAUUAUGCCACAUAUCUUGGCAGAUGCAGUGAAUAAAUUAUGUGUAGAAUUU
Molecule: messenger RNA, 2780 nt
Organism: Oreochromis niloticus (Nile tilapia)
Lineage: Eukaryota; Metazoa; Chordata; Actinopteri; Cichliformes; Cichlidae
Product: hydroperoxide isomerase ALOXE3
Exons: 17
Coding region: 512-2515 (667 amino acids)
Biological process (GO): lipid oxidation
Molecular function (GO): iron ion binding; oxidoreductase activity, acting on single donors with incorporation of molecular oxygen, incorporation of two atoms of oxygen; protein binding
Source: RefSeq, a predicted model, not a curated record